AUGGCGGACAUUCAGAGGGUCCUGCUGGGAGAAACUGGCAAGGAGAAACUCCCGCGUUAUUACAAGAACAUCGGUCUGGGCUUCAAGACACCUAAGGAGGCCAUUGAGGGCACCUACAUUGACAAAAAAUGCCCCUUCACUGGUAAUGUUUCUAUCCGAGGACGUAUCCUGUCUGGUGUGGUGACCAAGAUGAAGAUGCAGAGGACCAUUGUCAUCCGCCGAGACUAUCUCCACUAUAUCCGCAAGUACAAUCGCUUUGAGAAGCGCCACAAGAACAUGUCUGUACACCUGUCCCCUUGCUUCAGGGAUGUCCAGAUCGGAGACAUCGUCACAGUGGGCGAGUGCCGGCCCCUGAGCAAGACUGUACGCUUCAAUGUGCUCAAGGUCACCAAAGCCGCUGGCACCAAGAAGCAGUUCCAGAAGUUUUGA
Messenger RNA from Chrysochloris asiatica (Cape golden mole), 429 nucleotides. RefSeq names its product ribosomal protein S11 (gene RPS11). Gene Ontology annotation, cellular component: ribosome; cytosolic small ribosomal subunit. Lineage: Eukaryota; Metazoa; Chordata; Mammalia; Afrosoricida; Chrysochloridae. Bases 1 to 429 code for a protein of 142 amino acids. Gene Ontology annotation, molecular function: structural constituent of ribosome. The transcript is spliced from 5 exons. Gene Ontology annotation, biological process: translation. The record is from RefSeq and is a predicted model, not a curated record.